Messenger RNA from Argentina anserina (silverweed cinquefoil), 1489 nucleotides. Its product is annotated as protein CUP-SHAPED COTYLEDON 1-like. The transcript is spliced from 3 exons. NCBI's taxonomy places the organism in Eukaryota, Viridiplantae, Streptophyta, Magnoliopsida, Rosales, Rosaceae. Gene Ontology annotation, molecular function: DNA binding. Gene Ontology annotation, biological process: regulation of DNA-templated transcription. The coding region runs from base 300 to 1379 and encodes 359 amino acids. The record is from RefSeq and is a predicted model, not a curated record.
CAAUCUCUAAUCUCAUGCCCUAUUAUUAUUAUACCAAUACCACUCCUUGCCUUUUUUUCCCCUCUCUGUCACACAUUCAUCAACUCCCUAUGAAAAACCCAUCUCACACUCUUCCUCUUCCACUCUAAAAAAACAAACCCUUCCCAGCUGCUUCUCUUCUUCACUACAUAAACACACACCCUACUCUCCAGCCCAGCCACAACUUUCUUCCAUAACGCUUUGUCUCCGCUUUUGCGUACUUCUAGGUUUUCUGAUCCAACACAUCAAAAACCCUUUCUGGUUUGCUUCCUUGCAUUGCCAUGGACCUCAUGAACCUCAGUCGCCAUUUUGAUCAGCUCAGCGGUGCUCACCUCCACGACAACCAACUCCCGCCCGGGUUUCGCUUCCACCCUUCCGACGAGGAGCUCAUAAGCUACUACCUCCUCAAGAAGGUCAUGGACUCCAAUUUCACCUGUCGCGCCAUUGCCGAAGUUGACCUCAACAAGUGCGAGCCAUGGCAGCUCCCUGAGAAAGCAAAGAUGGGGGAGAAAGAGUGGUACUUCUUCAGCCUCCGUGAUCGGAAAUAUCCCACCGGGCUUCGCACCAACCGUGCCACUGAAGCCGGAUACUGGAAAGCCACCGGAAAAGACCGAGAGAUUUACAGCUCCAAGACCUGUUCCCUUCUAGGGAUGAAGAAGACUUUGGUUUUUUACCGUGGUCGAGCUCCCAAGGGUGUGAAGAGUAACUGGGUGAUGCACGAGUACCGCCUUGAAGGUCGAUUUGCGUACAAUUACCUCCCCAGGAACUCCCAGGAAGAGUGGGUCAUUUCGAGGCUCUUCCAGAAGGCCAAGAAGAGCAAUGGACCCGAAUCCAAGAAGGCCCGAAUCAUUGGGUCCGGCGGGUACCCAGCAGAACCCAGCUCACCUUCUUCCUCCUCGGUCUCACUGCCACCACUUUUCGACUCCUCCCCUUACUACCCAACCGGCCCCUUCACCAACGGCAAUGCUUCCCUCACUGACCGUGACAGCUGCUCCCAAGACAACCGUACCCCAAGGGAGCACGUGUCCUGUUUCUCCACCAGCAGCGUUGACCCUGCCAACACCGGCACCUUCAACCAUCUCAUGACUUCCCUGGACCUCGCUCCGCCGCCGCAGACUUCGCUUCACUUGUCCGGCGGCUUCGGCGGCCUCUCGGACUUUCCGAGCCUCAGGUCUCUUCAGGAGAAUCUCCAGGUGCCCUUCUUCUUCCCCCAGGGAAUGCAGCCUCAUCAGCCCUACUCCGGCACCGCUGGUUCCUUCGACCUCGGCGACUGGAGUGCACUCGGAAACUGGCGUGCAGCCGCUGCCGAAGAGCCCCGGGCUCCUGUUCCCGCCGAGGCCGAUUGCAUGUGGUCAUACUAAAAGAAGGGUGGUCCGAGUUGUCGUUGAAAACUAAGACCGCCGUCUGUGGUGGCCUCUGGUAUAACUAUCAGGUUUCGGUAUUUAGUUUCCAAUAUAUCCAUAACCUAAAG